Messenger RNA from Lotus japonicus, 684 nucleotides. RefSeq lists its product as uncharacterized. The record is from RefSeq and is a predicted model, not a curated record. The transcript is spliced from 2 exons. Bases 1 to 684 code for a protein of 227 amino acids. Lineage: Eukaryota; Viridiplantae; Streptophyta; Magnoliopsida; Fabales; Fabaceae.
AUGUCCCCUAGCAAGGUUAAUGCCCACAAGUGGGCAUCGAGAGGUAGCUCCCUCACUCUUGUCAAGUGUUUUAUGAUAGGGUUUGAUGAUUCCAAGUUGAUCUCCUGGAAUGUGCGCGGAACCCUCAAUGAGAGUGGCAAGUUGUUUGUUAAAGAGCUGGCUUUGACCUUUGAAGUGUGGCAUGAUAACCUCUCCUGGGCUUGUUAUGUGAUUUAUGCUUCCCUUAUUCCUGCCCAAAGAGAGUUUCUAUGGUCCCAUUUAACUAAUCUGAGAAGUAGCAUAGUUUCUCCCUGGCUUUUGGUGGGAGACUUUAACGAAAUAUUGCAUGCUAGUGAGACGCAGGGAGAAACUUUUGUGCACAGUAGAGCUGAUCGUUUUUCCUCCAUGAUAGCAAGCUGCAAGCUUGUGGAUCUUGGAGUGGUAGGAAAUAAGUUUACUUGGUUUAGGAAGCAGAAGAACAGGCUUAUUCACUCAAAGAGAUUAGACAGAGGCCUCGGCAAUGUAGAUUGGAGGCUUGUUUUCCCUGAUGUUGUUGUCCAAACGCUCCAUCGUGUGCACUCAGAUCAUUGCCUACUCCUUGUCUCUUGUGGAGCCGAUGGAUCCUCCCAUGGGGACCGUCCCUUUCAGUUUAUAGCUGCUUGGGUAGACCAUCCUGAUUACCACCUCCUAGUUGAAAAUGCUUGA